CACCCCUCUCUUUUCUGUCUGCAGGAAAGUGAGGAUGGCAUCGAAGGAGAUGCCGUGCUCUCUGACUAUGAAAGCGCCGAGGACUCGGAGGUAGAGGAAGAGGAUUACAGCGAGGAAGAAAGCUCCAAGGUGGAGCUGAAGCAGGACAGCAACGAUUCCUGCGAGUUGGCGGCCAGAGGGGAGAAGGGGAAUGAGAAGGUGGAUCCCAAGGGAGCCGUGACGGGCGAGCGGCAGAGCGGGGACGGGCAGGAGAGCACGGAGCCUGUGGAGAAGAAAGUUGGGAAGAAGGUUCCCAAGCACCUGGACGACGAUGAGGAUCGGAAGAACCCAGCGUACAUCCCACGCAAGGGGCUCUUUUUUGAGCAUGACCUCCGAGGGCAGACGCAGGAGGAGGAGGUCAGGCCGAAGGGUCGUCAGCGGAAGCUGUGGAAGGAUGAGGGGCGCUGGGAACACGACAAGUUCCGUGAGGAUGAGCAGGCCCCCAAGACCAGGCAGGAGCUGAUAGCUCUGUAUGGAUACGACAUCCGCUCAGCCCACAACCCCGACGACAUCAAACCCCGGAGGAUGCGCAAGCCACGGUUUGGCAGUCCCCCUCAGCGAGACCCUAACUGGUCCAACGAGAGGCCCCCCAAGCCCCCAAGGCACCAGAGUGCCAAGAGCCCCUCGGCUCCCCCACGGUCCUUCAACAGCCGCAGCUCUGCCAGCACUGGCAGGAUGCCCCCUGCCAGGAACUACCCAAGGAUGGGGGGCUACAAGGAGACUCGUCCAGGCUACCGGGCUUCAGAGGCGACUGUGCCACACCGGAACGGGGAGCAAGCCAAGCAGGAGAGUGGCUACCGCAGGAAGCGUGCAGAGCAGAGCCCGUCAAGGGACACGUCCCCUGAGCUGGAGGUGGCACAUGUCCAUGGCAGCCCUGGGAAGGAGGAGGGGGCUCUGGAAAACCAAGCCACAGCUGCUGACGCUGCGCAGCCGCCGGCGGACAGACCAGUGGAGAAGAAAUCUUAUUCCCGGGCAAGAAGGACCAGAGUCAAGGCUGGGGAGGCGGGGAAGCUGGCAGAGGAAGUGCCUGCUUCUGAGGGGCUGGCUCCUGUGAUUCCAACACCCACAGCAGCUGAGACCUCCCCCCCACCAGCCAAGAGCAACUGGGAGUCACCAGUGGAAUCCAGUGUGGAUGGACUUGAGCAGGAGAUGACGCAGAUGAACCUGACAGAGCAGAACUGGAGCCCGGGGCAGUCCCGGUUCAUCCCGCCUCGGGAGCUGAGGGGUAUUCCCAACCAUAUGCACGUGGGAACUGGGCCACCGCCGCAGUUUAACCGGAUGGAGGAGAUGGCAGUGCAGGGGAGCCGUGUCAAGCGCUACUCAUCACAGCGGCAGAGACCCCCCGUGCCAGAGCCCGCACCCCCCAUGCACAUCAGCAUUGUGGAAGGACACUACUACGACCCAUUACAAUUCCAGGGACCAAUCUACACCCACGGUGAGAACCCAGCCCCGCUGCCGCCCCAAGGGAUGAUUGUGCAGCCGGAGAUGCACCUCCCUCAUCCAGGUUUACACCCCCACCAGACGCCCCCUGCCAUGGCAAACCCCGGCCUGUACCCCCCACCAGUGUCCAUGCCCCCGGGCCAGCCCCCGCCACAGCAGCUGCUCACUCCGACUUACUUCUCCGCCCCUGGAGUGAUGAAUUUCGGGAAUCCUGGCUACCCCUACCCCCCUGGAGCUCUGCCCCCUCCGCCCCCUCCUCAUCUCUAUUCCAACACGCAGGCGCAGUCCCAGGUCUAUGGGGGGGUCACCUACUACAACACUGUCCAGCAGCAGGUGCAGCCCAAGCCCUCCCCGCCCCGCCGGACGUCCCAGCCUGUGACCAUCAAGCCGCCCCCUCCAGAGGACAGCAAAGGUGAAAAAUCAAAGGAGAGGAGCAACACGUAGGGGACACGGCCACAGGAAUCCCAGCACCAGACUCGGCCCCUCGGCGAGGAGGCAGCUGCUCCUUGGAAUGGCUCCUUCCCUUCCCUGCGCGGAGGUGAGGCAGCGGGACGAGACACCUGCACUGUGCUUCGGGCCAGGCACUUCCCCCGUGGCCCGAGCGGUGCCUUCCCAAAAUCCAUCUCGCUGCUGCCCACCCCCCUUCUCCCCUGCGCUGGGGCCGCCAAAGAACCACCCCCCGAGUCGGUCCUUGGCCACACUUCUCCCAACUUCUCCCCAUUACUAAACGUUCCCCACUCCCUCCUGGGGUGUCAAACUCCGCUGGCUUGAUCGUGGUCUCUGUUUUUAUUUAAGGAAUGAAGCAGCUCCUUCAGUAAAGCUGAUUUGUUUCUUUUGGGUA
Messenger RNA from Ficedula albicollis (Collared flycatcher), 2320 nucleotides. RefSeq names its product cancer susceptibility candidate 3 (gene CASC3). Gene Ontology annotation, cellular component: exon-exon junction complex. Gene Ontology annotation, biological process: mRNA processing. The transcript has 13 exons. NCBI's taxonomy places the organism in Eukaryota, Metazoa, Chordata, Aves, Passeriformes, Muscicapidae. The record is from RefSeq and is a predicted model, not a curated record. The annotation marks the transcript as partial. Gene Ontology annotation, molecular function: mRNA binding.